Molecule: messenger RNA, 1673 nt
Organism: Megalobrama amblycephala (Wuchang bream)
Lineage: Eukaryota; Metazoa; Chordata; Actinopteri; Cypriniformes; Xenocyprididae
Product: proline-rich protein LAS17
Exons: 8
Coding region: 141-1007 (288 amino acids)
Source: RefSeq, a predicted model, not a curated record
UUUCCUGAUGCUAGGAUAUUUGCAUUAGGAAGUAUAAAGCAGAGUGAUUUGUUUGAUGAUAUCGAUCAGGACACCUGUGAAUUUAGAAUACAGAAACAGCACACUGUAGAAGACAGACGUCAAAGACAGAGGACGAAGAGAUGUCACGAAUUUUGAGUCCGCUCCUGACGCCUCGUGAGAAUGGCCUUCUCUACAGUUUACUAAGUCAUGACUGCAGUGUUUUAGCAUGUGGUAUUGUACAGCUGGUAAUUGCAGCCCCUCCGAAGAAAAGGGAGUGGAAAAGUCACAGUUUUGGAGUUUUAUGUCUGGUGCAAGAUAAAUCCAUGCAUUCAACAUUCAUGAGACUCUACUGUCUUAAGAAGGCCAAGGUGCAAUGGGAACAGGAACUGUAUACACCAUUUGAGUACUCAGAAACUUGUCCUUAUUUCCACACCUUUCCUGGUGAUGAGUGUCAGACAGGAAUAAACUUUGCAGACGAAGAUGAGGCCAAGCAGUUCUACACUGCUGUGCAGAAGCAGAUCACUGACAACAAAGCAUUUCACUCAGGGCUUACACGCAGAUACAGUGUGGGGGCUGUUUCUGAUUGGAAAGACAAGCUUGACAAUUGUCUUAGAGGACAUGAACUGCAAAAGAGGCUUUCUUUUAGAAGUGCAUCCAGAGUUCCACACCAUCUUGAUUCAGAUGAAACAUUUCCAGCGAGUAAGUCCAGUGAAAGAAAUGACUCAUCUCAGACUCUCUCCAGCGUUAAUGAAGAGUCUAUCUCGCUCGCCCAGAGGAAAGGGCCUCUCCCACCUCUUCCCCUUCAUGCCAGGGCAGCCAUGCUGAAGUUGAAUCGCAGUGCUAGCAUGCAAAACUCCACCAUGCAUGUUCCACCCCCUCCAUCUUACCGUGCCCCCACAACCCCUCUAAAAUCAGCUAUUAAAGAUCGCUCCUCAGCUGGAAUGAAGAAAACUUUACAUUAUAAUGUUGGCAUCGAGGAUGAAUCUGGCUAUGAUGAUUACCUUUAAAACCACCACCCUCUCCAUCAUAUGGGACUUUAUGACAGCAAAAAUUAGGAUCUGGUCAUGUUAUCCCACUAUUCCCUACAAACACUUACACAUUGAAUAUAUAUCUUUAUUAAUAUAUUCUCUGCAGCACAACUGUGUUUUUUUAUAACAAUGAUGCAAUGAAGUAAUCAAAUCUAAUGAAAACAAAAGUGGCAAACAGUUUCUGGACUAAAGACAACUAUAAAGUGUCUAAAUACUUUGUCUUAAGUUUGUCUAUUGUUUUAGAAUUUAAAACCAAAAUAAAUUCAUUUUUAUUGAAAAGUGUACUUGUGUGUUAUAUAUGUUGUAAAGGGAUAGGCCUACUCCACCCAAAAAAUUAAAAUUCUGUCACCAUUUAUGGUGUCGUUCCAAAACCAUGACUUACUUUUGUCUGUAAACAUUAAAACGAUAAUUUAGGAAAUGUCUCAGUGUUUUUGUCCAUUCAGUGUGCUCUAAAGUUGUCUGGUUCCCAAUGUUCUUCGAAAUAUUUUUUGUGUGUGUUUCACUGAAGAGAGUCAUGCAGGUUUGGAGUGACAUGAGGAGGAAUAAAUGAUGACAGAAUUUUAAUUUUGGGGUUUAGUUUAUGACAUUCAUACAUUUUUAGGUGUAGCUUAACCAUCUAAAUACUUUUUGGAUACUAUUUUAUCA